CUUUAGGACUUACGAUUUUGUUUAUUUUUGUGAAGGAAGUUCCUCACAAAAUACCGCUAUCCUCAAAAAGUGUUGAAUAUUUUCAGUCCGUUUGUCAAUCAAACAGAAGAAAAGAAAGUAAAGCUUCAAACAAGACCAAAAGCAUGUCAAUUGUUUCGCUUAAACAUAGUUUUUUUGACUCUACAAGUUUGGUCUGCUGAAGUGUGUUGACAUUUCUUUUGGCUUCUGAGCUGGGUGGAGUUGAUUUGGGCUGUCACUCCCUUUACAGUACACUGCACAUUUUGCAAAUUGAGGAGUGGUUUUGAUUUGAAAUAGAAGCAAUGACCAUGGGAGAGGAGACCCUGCAUUCACAAAUGGCACUGCCAGUAGUCAUUGGUCCAAUACUUGAAAAGUUGGAAAAGAAAGACAUUGCUGCUGCACAAACAUUGAGAGCUGCUUUCACAAAGGUCGAGGUAGUUCAUCCAGGUUUCACAUACGAUCUCAUCAAAGCGUUAUUACACAAGGGUGAAGUCUUCAAUAAGAUUGAUAUGUGUGAAGCUCUACUUAGGCUAGAAAAAAUCAAUGAAUCAGAAGAAUUCCAAAUUGAUCGGUCCGAGGAUAUCUACCGAACACUGAAUGUCAAGUCUAGGGCACUGAAGAAGAUCCUGAGCUGGAUACCAGAUGAGAUCCAUGACAGGAAAAAGUUUCUUGAAACAAUUAAAGAUAUAGCGAAUGCCAUCCGAAACCUUCUUGAUUCGGUGAGUAAGAUUACGGAGGAGAUGAAGGACAGGGGGAAUCCACAGUUACAGAAUCUGGAGCAGCAGAAGAGAGAGUUUGUCAAAUAUUCCAAACGAUUCAGCAAUACACUCAAGACGUACUUUAAAGAUGGACAUCAAAAUGAUGUUUACAUCAGCGCGAAUCAUCUUAUCCACCAGACAAAUCUGAUCAUGAAGACACUGAAGGUGGCCUCAUCUUAGAAGAUCUGCUCAUCUUGGUGGCAGUUUGCCAAAAUAUCUUUAGUUGUCUGUAAUUUAUUUAUGUAUGCUAGGGUUAAAAAAUUGGCCACCAACAAAUGCUUUCGAUUCAUUUUGUGUGCCUAGCUACAUGUUUAGAGGCCAUGCAGACUACUGGGUCACAGAAAACGACACAGUUUUGGACAUGAAAUUUACAUCAUCGGCACACUUUGUUGUUGAUUUGACGACAGGAGUAUAACAGUGUUUCAAGGUCAAUAUCACGGACACAGAUUGAUGUUCAAAAUGCUAUCCAAAUGACGUCACUGCAUGACCUCUUUUGCCUGUACCCAUCUAUUGGGAUUUUGUUGGCUACACACUUGAGGCUGUUUUCUCAAUUUUGAGUAAAAGGGUGGAAUAAAAAUAAGGACGAAAAUAAUCAAGUGCAUUGAAAUAAUGUCCUUUCAAGAAAAUUUCUAUCUAUUCUUGAGUAGUCCUGUAAAUACGAGUACACUUACUACUAAAUUGAGGCUGGCAGCUUAAAUUGGCAAAGACCAAUCAUAUUCUGUUUGGUUUUAACAUAUCAGCAAAUGCCUCUUGACCUGUUCUGUUUCUGUGACAUAUCUUCUGUUGGGUUCAACCAAGUAUAAAUAAAUAGUAAGUUCAGGUGACUGAUCUGCACUGUAAGGAGACAGGGUCUUGUUCAGUUUAGCGAUAGUCAUUUUCCUCAUACAAGUGUAAAAGGUUUUGAUGUUUUGUGAGAUAGGAGUGACCUAUUGGUGACUUUGUGUAACUUAGUCUGACCUACCUGGCUCUCCACCAUAGACUCCCUUUAACAUUUGAUAUCUAUUACAUUUAGUGGUUUAGGAGUAAUGAAAAAAUAACUCAUCCUCUGACCUGGCUUUAUAAAACAAUUUGUUGUUUGAGUAACAUUUGUGAGGGUUACAUGUACAUGUAUAUUCAAAAGACUGCUUGCUACAUGAAUUUAGUUGUAUAUACAUAUAUCUUGAGACUUCUCCCUUCUAACAGUAACACAUGUCCUUGGCUUGUUAUAAAGGCCCUUGUAUGUAAUGGAAAUGGACUAAUCUGGUUGUAUAUUUAGAGCCAUAACCUUAAAAACUGUUGAAAUUCAAAACUACUUGUAGAUCCUACUUUCUGUCAUACAAUUCUAGCUGCCUCGUUCCUUUCUUGCAUAGAUGUAUGAAAGUCCUCUGCUCUGUGGCUCAUAACAUAAGAUGACUUCAGAAUCAAACAACCAAAAAUUGGUAUCAUGUUUUGCCUUAGGGGAUAAAAUUAACCUGUUGGUACCACUCCAUGUAGCGAUACCUGUAUGUAAAGUUUACAAUUUAGGUUUAGAUCCAAAAUGUAAUUUUUACAAACCUAUAUUUUUAAAUUAUGCGUAAGUUGAAUAAAUGACAUAUACAUA
Lineus longissimus is the source of this 2355-nucleotide messenger RNA. RefSeq names its product programmed cell death protein 10-like. Gene Ontology annotation, biological process: positive regulation of MAP kinase activity; regulation of Golgi organization. Gene Ontology annotation, cellular component: FAR/SIP/STRIPAK complex. Lineage: Eukaryota; Metazoa; Nemertea; Pilidiophora; Heteronemertea; Lineidae. The record is from RefSeq and is a predicted model, not a curated record. Bases 321 to 956 code for a protein of 211 amino acids. Gene Ontology annotation, molecular function: protein kinase binding. The transcript is spliced from 6 exons.